AGUGACAGAUAAAUGAUUUGUGAUUGUAGAUGAUGUCUCGGACAUUUUUUUUCUAUUUAAGUAGCUUUCUUUAUAAAGAUUAAAUCGAUUAUUAAUUGCAAUCUUUUAAUAUUGCAUUUCGUUUCUGAAAAAAGGUGAAGUCAUUUGCUGUUCUUCAUAAACUUUAUACGCAUAGAAAAUCUGAUUGGUUAACGGUAGAAGAGAACAUUCUAUCGCCUGUCGUUUCACGAUUGAUCGAAUUUAAGACGAGUUGUCUUGGAAUUGGUGAUUAUAUUUGUGGCCUUGAAUUGUAAAAAAUUGUUUGUGAGAAUAUUAAUAUCGUUACAAAUGCGUUCGUAAGCUCGAUUGCAUUUGGUAAGAAAAAGAAGGAAAAAAUAUUCUUUGCACAGGCAAUGAUGCUUCCGAAUGAGGUUCAUAAAGUUCUCGCGUAGAUGAGAUUUGACUGAUACAUCCUGUGUACAACGCUAAGACACACAACAGAAAGAAUGUAUUGCCUACAGUGGUUGCUUCCAGUAUUAUUAAUACCCAAACCCGUAAAUCCUGCAUUGCUACAAACGCAUGUUAUGUUUAUGGCACUUUAUCUAAUUGGAUUCUUUUUGGAAAGAAAACCUUGUAAUACGUGCGGUUUAGUUUUCUUAGUUGCAAUUUUUCUGAUAUGUUACAGUGGUAUCGGUAACUGCUUCCUAUGGAGCAAAAAUUGCGACACUGUAAGAUGUGCUAAUGGUUAAAAUGAUUUUAUCAUUCUUCCUAGAUAUUUCAAUUGUACUUGUUUUUUUGCAUCUGUCUUCAAGAAUGAGUUUAAGAAAUAUUAUCCUGAAAUAGUCAAUUUGUGUGAUAUAUAAAAUCUAUAUGUAUUUGUAUAGAGUAUGAACACAAAAAUAUAAGUUAUCAGCUUACAGUUUUAUAACAAAUGUAUUAUAAACUCUUAUAUUUCAUAACCUUCCAAUUAUGAGCUAUUAAAGAAUAUCAAAUAUUUCAUAAAAUAAAUGUAUCGAGUUUAUUUGUUAGGAUUCGAAAACUAGAGCUAAAUUCUUGAUAAAUUGUCUAAUCUUCGAGAAAAUUGUUAAAUGUAUACAAUUUCAUCCAUUGACAAACUUACCAUGUAGCAUAGUUAACUCAUGGAAAUUCACAAAAAUAUAGACAUUAACAUAAUUGUAACAUUGUUAUAAUGAUCUUCCUGAUAGAUAACUUCUUUUUAAAAUAUGGCAUUUCAGUGACUUUACAAAUGUGUUUAAAUGAUAUUUCUUUAAUGUAUUAACAGAAAAAGUAUAUUCUAAAUGUAAAAUAAAUAAAUUAUUAUAAGUCUA
Vespa crabro (European hornet) is the source of this 1307-nucleotide messenger RNA. RefSeq names its product bladder cancer-associated protein (gene bc10). The record is from RefSeq and is a predicted model, not a curated record. Bases 486 to 728 code for a protein of 80 amino acids. Lineage: Eukaryota; Metazoa; Arthropoda; Insecta; Hymenoptera; Vespidae. The transcript is spliced from 2 exons.